ACAACAAGGCCAUGCACCAGAGACGCACCGAUCAGUGAUUGGCCCGGCUCUACCCAGCUGGCCGGGGCCGUCCAAUCACGGACCAGUCCGCGAAACCAGUAGCGAAUCUGGAGAUCCACGCAACCAAACGCCCAUCACGUUGCGCACAUGGAUCGGGUCGAGGUGACCACGCCACACCCAGCGGACCGAGGCAGGGUGCCGGAGGAGCGGCUUGUGUAACAGCUGCAUCAGGCAGCGGCACCGACAGCAGCACGGCGCCUCGUUGAAAUGCCCAGUGCGCAGAGGAGGCGGCGCACGAGGCGGCCCUUCGGCGCGACGGGGGCCGCGAAAUAGUUUUGAGGAGAAUCGAACACGCGUUUUUUUGUUAAACAAAAGUGUUCGCGUGCGUGCGUGUGUGUUUUUUUUCCGCAGCUACUUGGAGGAAUGAGAGGCGUGUGUUCGGCUGUGACAAUGGGGUUGUUUUUGCACGCCGUCGGCCCUGUCACCCCCACCGAGCCCGCGGCAGAAAAGAGCCUUCUGCACUGUGAUGGAGUCAACAACCAGAGCUACAUCUGUGAGUCCGGACACUGCUGCGGAAAUUCUCAGUGCUGCAGCUACUACUAUGAGCUCUGGUGGUUUUGGUUGGUUUGGGCAAUCAUCUUCAUUUUGAGCUGCUGCUGUGUGUGUCACCAUCGCCGCACCAAACACCGUCUGCAGCAGCAGCAACGGCAGCACGAGAUCAACCUCAUCGCGUACCGCGAAGCACACAACUACUCCUCUGUGCCCUUCUACUUCAGGUUUUUGCCUAACUACCUCCUGCCUGACUACGAAGAGGUGGUCAACCGGCCGCAGACUCCUCCCCCGCCCUACAGUGCCUUACACACUGGCCCGUCCUCACUGGCUUCGAGCCCGCUGGCUCACGAGCAGCAGGAGGGACACUGUCCAACCAUCCAGUCAACUCCGGUGCCCCCGGUCUCCGACACUGUGUGUUGCAGACCCAGCAUAGAGGAGCCGCAAUCCCUCCCCUCAGACUUGAGGCCAAAGCCGGACAACAAGCCCUCGCAGACUGCGCACGAGUCAAGCGUGAUACUCCUCUCCGAUGGGCUCAACAACCGGGAGGGGCCCACCAGCCGGGAGAAGAGAAGCAAAAGCGGGGGCGAAUCCUGCAAAGACCCACUGCUGAAGGACCCAUCAGAGGGUUGUGCCGAGGACAAAGAUCGACUCCCCAAAGGAAGAAGGAGGCGAUUCACGGGAGACUCUGGGAUUGAGGUGUGUGUGUGCGGCACGCGUGGUUUUAGUGGGGCUGAAGGGGCAGGCCAGGAGGGCAAGGAGUUAAGGGAGCUAGAGAGCCUGCUGGGGCGCGAGGGACCUGAGGAGGAGGAAGAGGAAGAGGAGGAGGUGGGCGACUUCUGCGACAGCUGCGGCCAUCGAGCCUCCUACGGCGCGGAGGAGGAGCAGGCACUGGGCGGGCCGGACAGACGGGUUACACGCGGAUCGCCGGGAACUCCUCAGCCGGCUCCCCAGACAGGUAGCGCCCCACUCCACCCUCCGGUGUGCCUCCUCCUGCACACCAUCAACGAGCAGGAGGGGCCGCACCACGGCACCAGCACUGAGCCUCAGGGCUGAGACGCAGAUGGAAAGACAGGACACGAGGGACAGAGCAUGGAGGCCUGCGCUUUUGUAUGUGAGCACACAAUGUCUAAAUACUUUGUAUUUUAUAGAAUGUGCGCAUCUUGGAUGAAAACAGGUGUGGGGAGCAAGA
This is a messenger RNA of Pungitius pungitius (ninespine stickleback), 1741 nucleotides long. RefSeq names its product WW domain binding protein 1-like b (gene wbp1lb). The record is from RefSeq and is a predicted model, not a curated record. Bases 424 to 1605 code for a protein of 393 amino acids. The transcript is spliced from 4 exons. NCBI's taxonomy places the organism in Eukaryota, Metazoa, Chordata, Actinopteri, Perciformes, Gasterosteidae.